Molecule: messenger RNA, 1336 nt
Organism: Drosophila willistoni
Lineage: Eukaryota; Metazoa; Arthropoda; Insecta; Diptera; Drosophilidae
Product: aminomethyltransferase, mitochondrial
Exons: 2
Coding region: 85-1314 (409 amino acids)
Biological process (GO): glycine catabolic process
Cellular component (GO): mitochondrion
Molecular function (GO): aminomethyltransferase activity; protein binding
Source: RefSeq, a predicted model, not a curated record
UCUCUGGGCUAAUGUCACACCAAGUCACUAUGCUUAUCACGGCUUGAGCUCUGAUAUUUGUUUCAUUUUGUCAGUCACCACAAAAUGUUCAAACUAAGCAAACGAUUGCUGCCAACUCUAAACUGGAUUCAACGUCUGGCCUCCAACUCCUCCGCAACGACUCCUGAGCGCACAGCAUUGUAUGAUUUUCAUGUGAAAAAUGGUGGAAAAUUAGUCAAUUUCUGUGGCUAUUCAUUGCCGGUACAAUAUGCGGAUCAGAGUAUUAUAUCUUCGCAUUUGUAUACCCGCCAAGUGGGCUCUAUUUUCGAUGUCUCUCACAUGCUGCAGACCUAUGUGAGGGGUAAAGAUGCAGCUACUUGUAUGGAAACAAUUUGUACUGCGGAUAUUUUGGGUUUACCAAAUGGUUCGGGCACUCUGACUGUAUUCACCAAUGAUAAUGGUGGCAUAUUGGAUGAUCUUAUAGUGAAUAAAGUCAAUGAGAAAGAGCUCUAUGUAGUCUCGAAUGCGGCUAUGAAGCAACAAGAUAUGAACAUAAUGAGUUCGGCUGUGUCUCAUUUUAAAUCUCAAGGCAAGGAUGUAUCGAUAGAGUUUCUGACCCCAUCGGAUCAAUCUCUCAUAGCUAUACAGGGACCCCAAGCAGUUGCUGAGCUGGCAAAACUGUUGGCACCACAAACGCAAUCCUUAGAUCAAUUGUACUUUAUGAACUCCUCUACUUUCAAUGUAAAUGGUUUGACUAACAUACGAAUUACACGUUGUGGCUACACAGGAGAAGAUGGCGUUGAAGUUUCAGUGCCCUCAACUCAAGUGACAUCGCUAACCGAAGCAUUGCUGGCAAAUGGUAAACUAAAACUGGCUGGUCUAGGUGCUAGAGAUUCGUUACGUCUGGAAGCUGGCUUAUGUCUCUAUGGCAGCGAUAUUGAUACCCAAACCACGCCCAUCGAAGCUGCUUUAGCCUGGCUGGUAGCCAAACGACGUCGGGCAACGAAAGAUUUCCCUGGAGCCGAAACUGUCCUUAAGCAGCUAAAGGAAGGAGUCUCAAAACGUCGUGUGGGCCUCAAAAUGCUGGGCACCAAACCACCGCCGGCUCGUUCGGGCAUACAAAUAUUCAACGAUGAGGGUAAAGAGCUUGUGGGACAGAUAACAAGUGGUUGCCCAAGUCCCAGCAUUGGAUCAAAUAUUGCCAUGGGUUACAUACAAGAAAAAUUAAAGAAAGUUGGCACACGAGUUCAACUAAAAGUUCGCGAUAAGUUUUAUGAGGCGGAAAUCACCAAAAUGCCAUUUGUCGGUGCCAAUUAUUACAGUAAACCAAAGUAAAAAUAAAGAUUAUUCUUCUCUU